This is a messenger RNA of Musa acuminata subsp. malaccensis (wild Malaysian banana), 2792 nucleotides long. RefSeq lists its product as uncharacterized. The record is from RefSeq and is a predicted model, not a curated record. NCBI's taxonomy places the organism in Eukaryota, Viridiplantae, Streptophyta, Magnoliopsida, Zingiberales, Musaceae.
AGCAGAGUGUCAAAAGCAGCAGCACCUCUCUACAUCAGAAACUUAAAGCCAAGUCCAUGGCACCAAGAAAGAACAGCAUGUGAAGCUAGCUGGCACAGAUCUGGGGUGGUUCCUCAGAUCACCCAUGGAAUGGGAGGCAGCAGCAUGAGCUAAAUCUCCAGUUUCUUUGAGAUGUUUUUGACAAGCAGCUUAAAGAUUUGGGAGUAGCUGCAAGAUCUAGGAUAAUGUAUCAGGACAGUCUAAAAUCAGCUAUUCGUAGAUCAUUAACCAAGCCUCUACAAUUACCCUCGGCUGAUGGCCACGAAGCAGUCCAGUCUAGGGCAAUUGGGAAGCCCAAAACUGGUUCUGCAAUGGAGUUUACAUCUGGAAGAAGUCACUCCGGCCAAGAUCCGACUUCGUCCAAGGGUAGAGAAGAAGAACAAGCCGUGGCUUACAGAAACAGCAAUGACUUUCAGCUCUUGCAGGUGUCUAGAGAAGCUCACAGACUGGCUCAGGUGAUUGAUUCGUGGUCGAACUCUGCGAAAAUCGACAGUAGAUCACAAUUUUUCGCGGAUGAUCUUCUUAGAGGUGCAUUAGGUCUUCAGGAGUCACUGGACAUGCUCAAAAAGUGCCAGGAUGCAUCAAGGAAGAUGCCUAGAAUCAACAGUAAGCAAAAGCAAGUUGAAGAGAUUUGUGAACGAGAACUGGGAUCUCAAAGAUUUGCAGUCAGUAAUUACCAGAACAGGUUGCAUGAAUCGCGAAGCUCAGCUGACGACUUCUCAAGGGAUUGUGUCGAAGAGCUGAAACAAGUCAUAAAAGAAAGCCUUCACAAGACAAAUAUACUGUCGUCCUCUUCUGAUGACGAGAAGAACUCCUCGAGCAGAUCGAUGAGGUAUGGUACAAUUAAUCAUUUUGAGGAUAAGCACCUUGCGAAGAGCACAGUGCCAGUUACGUCGAUUUGUUCCACUGAUAAUCCAAGGAAGGCUAGAUCUUCAAACUUGAUUGCCAAGCUCAUGGGUCUGGAACAAGCCCGUCCGGAAAUUGUUCAACCUAGCAAAAAAGAGGAAAAGAAGAACUGCGUGAACUCUCGGAGGCCUGGGUUUGAUGUAGAGAUGCCUAAAGCAAGGGAGAUGCCAUAUUUGGCACAAGAUAAAUGCCAAAAACAACACGAACUAGAUGAACUCAUUGAGACUAUGCAUUUCGAAAGGCGUUUGAAGCAAAGCCAAGUUGAAGAAAAUGGACUCGAGAUGCCUUUCUUUGGUGCCACAGAUCCCAAACAAUGCAGGAGAAAUCUACAUAAUGUUGAACAAUUGCCACCGAUUGUGAUCAUGAAGUCUUUGCAUUUGCGCUACCAGGAGAGUGAUGUCGAGAAGGGGCUUGAUAGGGAUAAGACCUCGAUGCAGGACAGGAUCCAAGCAGUUAAACUGGUUCGGGAGAAUAGUUCGUAUCAUAAACAUGUGUUAGCAAAGACAUUGGAAGCAAAAGAAGUGAAGCAUAUGGAGAUGGAUGUUACUGAGCCAUUACCUUAUUAUGAGACUCCCUCUUCUCUGUUCCACAAACAACAAAAGAAGGCUGUUACGGUUCAGAAAAAGAACACUGGGGAGGAGAAACCAUCAAGAUUAAAUGUGAAGAAACAAGAAGAGAAGAGAGUCAAGGCAACAAGGAUACCGAUAUCUCAUCCCAAGAUUUCUGCAGUGCAGGAAAAGCCUAACAAAGAACUACCCGUAGCAAGGACUAAGGCUUCAGCACAUGUAACUGCAACUCAAAAUCAGGAUUUGAAGUCUCCUUUGAGACCCAUAUCGAAAGCGCCCAUUGAUUGUUCAAAGAAUAGGAAUAGGUCUGGAGCAAAACCGAUUAGAAAGUCUGCAAUUGCCGAAUCUGUGGAUGAUGGCAAAAAACGCAAAGAAAAUGGCAAAUCAAUCAGAUCUAAUAAGACGAAUGAUGUUCCAGAAGUAACUGGCACUUCUCAUGGUGAUGACGAGUUCAAACAGGCAGGGCAGGACACCAAACCCUUUGAUCCAGAUAAUGUGAACAAGGAUCAUAAUAUAUUUUGUGAAGCGACAUCGAAGAACAACCAGGACGGAAAAGACUACAGAUUGACGGAAGCAGUUCAGCUUCCUGAUUGCAAUAAAGUCGAUGCAGCCGCAGCUGGCACAGACGAUGAACUCAAGAAUGUUUUUCUCAGCAGCAGAUCAUUUGUAGGCUGUGCAAAACAGUUCUUCAAUGUUGAUGCUACAGAACCCGUACACCAUCGGAGCGAAAGCGCAGAUGAGGUUGGAAAAUGCGACUCGAAGCUAUUGCUGGACAUUUCGGAGGAGCUAAUGACACGGAAAUACCACCAACAGAAGCAUCAUCUGGGCCAUCCCUUGAUGCAAGCCAAAUCAUGGAGUAGACUAACAUACCUUUCCAUCGAUAAAUUGGUGGAGGAAAUUAUAGACAGGAUCAGAAAACUGAGCAGUUACAGCAAGCUGGACAGCGUUGCUGCUUCUGAAGACAGUCUCUACAUCAGGUUGGAGAGGGAGUUAACCUGCAAGGACCCAGCCAUAAAUUCUGUUUGGGAUAUUGGCUGGGACAAUAGGAUUUGCCCGGAAGAGGCCGACCAAGUUGCCGAAGAACUCGGCAAGCAAAUCUUGUCUAGCCUGAUUCAGGAGUCUGCACUGGAGUUGGUACAGGGACAAUGCAGAUAAUGUCUUCUGGAAUACUCAAAUUAUCUGUUUUUUUCAUAAUAUUUCGACGUCUUUAUUAUUCUCUUCUCAGGAUGACAAAAACAUGCUGUUUGUAUGAAGAAGAAUCAAGAAAUUUGUGAUAUGGAA